AUGGCCCUGACGACUGUCAUUUUUGUCGUCCCGUUCCUCUUUAUCGUCCUUACCGCCAUCAAAGAUCGCGCCGAGUCCGCACGCCUGAAUUUUACCCUGCCGACCAGUUUUCCCAUCUGGGAAAAUUUCUGGACGGUGAUUUCGACACGCGACUUCAUGCUCGUCACGGCCUAUAUCAACUCGACCAUCCUGACGGUCGGAGCGGUCACGCUGCUGGUGAUUCUGGCGGCAAUGGUCGGCUACGUUCGCCAGCGUCGCAGGGCCUGGUGGAAUGGGCUGGUGGACUUUCUCGUCCUGGCGGGGCUGAUGAUACCUCCGGCCGUCGUACCCACCAUAUGGCUGUUGCAAGAAAUCAACUUGUUCGCGACCCUUCACGGCAUGAUCCUGAUCGAGGUGGCUUACAACCUCUCGUUCUGCAUAAUCUUGUACCGUGCCUUCAUCGCUACGAUCCCGCGUGAACUCGAUGAAGCAGCCAUCAUCGACGGCGCUCGGCCCAUGGAUGUCUUUUUCAGGGUCAUAUUGCCCCUGCUCAGGCCGGUAACCAUUACGGUGAUCGUCGUGCAGUCGGUUGCUAUCUUCAAUGAUUUCGUCAACCCGCUCUAUUACCUGCCAGGCAAUGACAACGUCACCGUGCAACUGACGCUCUACAAUUUCCAAAGCCAGUUCAACACGUCCUACAAUCUGUUGUUCAUGAACAUUCUGCUCGUCACAAUCCCACCGCUGAUCGUGUUCCUGUUCUUCAACCGUCAGAUCGUGGCGGGCAUGACCGCCGGCGCGGUCAAGGGCUAG
This is a messenger RNA of Symbiodinium necroappetens, 789 nucleotides long. The record is from the annotation of a GenBank genome assembly. NCBI's taxonomy places the organism in Eukaryota, Dinophyceae, Suessiales, Symbiodiniaceae.